Lactuca sativa (garden lettuce) is the source of this 2721-nucleotide messenger RNA. RefSeq names its product ALBINA 1 (gene ALB1). Gene Ontology annotation, biological process: chlorophyll biosynthetic process. NCBI's taxonomy places the organism in Eukaryota, Viridiplantae, Streptophyta, Magnoliopsida, Asterales, Asteraceae. Gene Ontology annotation, molecular function: ATP hydrolysis activity; ATP binding; magnesium chelatase activity. The record is from RefSeq and is a predicted model, not a curated record.
UGCGGAAAGAUAUCUUGCGGGGAUGGAUAACGGUAAUCCCACCAGAUAAGAGAGACCCAAACUUUCUCUCUCUCCCUUUCCAGUUUCCAGUCAUCACUCUUCCAUGGCGCUUCUGCAAUCCGCGCCUUCUACUAGUGGUAGUUCUACACAAUCACCAUUGACAAACCGCCCUCUCAUCCACACUCCCUUCAUAUUCCCUUCCACAUCCUUCAAAUUACCCCCAAUUUCUACUAACCACUCCCUCAAGCACAAACACAACAACUAUCGUUUCCGCAUUCGUGCAUCGACAACUCUUGAAUCCACCAAUGGCGCUGCCACCAUAGCCGUCGGCCUUGAUAGUCCCUCUUCCACCGUCAACACCUCCGGUAUUCCUUAUGGCAGACAGUAUUUCCCUCUUGCCGCAGUUGUUGGACAAGAUGCUAUUAAAACUGCUCUUCUACUUGGGGCAAUUGAUCGUGAGAUUGGAGGAAUCGCAAUCUGUGGCAAAAGAGGAACGGCUAAAACAGUUAUGGCACGCGGAUUACAUGCAAUUCUGCCACCAAUCGAUGUAGUUGUUGGUUCAACUUCAAAUGCUGAUCCAGCCUGCCCAGAAGAAUGGGAAGAUGGACUUGCUGAUAGAGUGGAAUAUGACUCUGCUGGUAAUGUGAAGACCCAAGUAGUUAGAUCACCGUUUGUGCAGAUUCCACUUGGUGUUACAGAAGAUCGAUUAAUUGGAUCUGUUGAUGUUGAGGAGUCUGUCAAGAAUGGAACAACUGUAUUUCAGCCAGGUCUUCUGGCUGAAGCACAUAGAGGGGUUCUCUAUGUUGAUGAAAUCAACUUACUUGAUGAGGGUAUAAGUAAUUUGCUCCUUAAUGUGUUGACUGAUGGUGUUAAUAUUGUUGAGAGAGAAGGAAUCAGCUUUCGUCACCCAUGCAAGCCACUGUUAAUUGCUACUUAUAAUCCUGAAGAGGGUUCUGUACGUGAACAUUUACUCGAUCGUAUUGCAAUCAAUUUAAGUGCAGAUCUUCCAAUGAGCUUUGAGGAUCGUGUUGCUGCUGUAGGGAUUGCAACACAGUUUCAGGAACAAAGUAAGGAGGUUUAUAAAAUGAUGGAGGAAGAAACAGACUCUGCAAAGACUCAGAUUAUUUUGGCAAGAGAAUAUUUGAAAGAUGUAAGCAUUAGCCGUGAACAACUCAAGUAUCUGGUCAUGGAAGCUAUGCGUGGUGGUUGCCAGGGACAUAGGGCUGAACUAUAUGCUGCACGUGUUGCCAAAUGUUUAGCUGCUUUUGAAGGUCGUGAAAAAGUCAGUGUGGAUGACCUCAAGAAAUCUGUAGAACUUGUGAUUCUUCCUCGUUCAAUGAUAAACGAGAACCCGCCAGAUCAGCAGCAGCAGCCUCCACCCCCGCCACCUCCUCCACAAAAUCAAAAUUCUGAGAACCAGAAUGAAGAAGAGGAGGAGGAAGAGGUGAGUUGGUCAACAUGGUCAACCUUAUUAAUUGCUGUAGGAAAAAAAAUAUACUAUAUGUGGAUGCUAAUGACUGGAUGUUUAUUAUUAUUAUUAUAUAAACAGGAGGAAGAUAAUGAAGAUGAAAAGGAUGAAGAAAAUGAACAGCAACAAGACCAAUUACCUGAAGAAUUUAUCUUCGAUGCAGAUGGUGGUCUGGUGGAUGAAAAACUUCUCUUUUUUGCACAACAAGCACAAAGAAAAAAAGGGAAAGCUGGAAGGGCUAAAAAUGUCAUUUUCUCGGAAGACAGAGGUCGAUAUAUCAAACCAAUGCUUCCCAAGGGUCCUGUAAAACGAUUAGCUGUUGAUGCAACAUUAAGAGCAGCUGCACCUUAUCAGAAAUUGCGUAGGGAGAAAGACACACAAAGUCUUAGAAAAGUUUAUGUGGAAAAAACAGAUAUGAGAGCUAAAAGAAUGGCUAGGAAAGCAGGUGCAUUGGUUAUAUUUGUGGUUGAUGCUAGUGGAAGCAUGGCAUUAAAUCGAAUGCAAAAUGCAAAAGGUGCAGCGCUUAAACUGUUAGCAGAAAGCUAUACAAGUAGAGAUCAGGUGUCAAUUAUUCCGUUUCGUGGAGAUGCUGCAGAAGUACUUUUGCCUCCUUCCAGAUCAAUCUCAAUGGCUAGGAAAAGACUCGAGAGGCUUCCAUGUGGUGGUGGUUCUCCUCUUGCUCAUGGACUUACCACGGCGGUUAGGGUGGGGAUGAAUGCGGAGAAGAGUGGAGAUGUUGGGCGGAUAAUGAUUGUGGCAAUAACAGAUGGGAGAGCCAAUAUUUCACUUCAAAGAUCUAAUGAUCCAGAAAUGGCUGCAGAUGCACCAAGGCCUUCUUCUCAAGAGUUGAAGGAUGAGAUACUUGAAGUGGCUGGUAAGAUUUAUAAAGCGGGAAUGUCUUUGUUGGUGAUUGACACGGAGAAUAAGUUUGUUUCAACUGGUUUUGCUAAAGAGAUUGCUCGAGUGGCUCAAGGAAAAUACUAUUACCUGCCUAAUGCUUCGGACUCUGUUAUCUCGGCUGCAACAAAGGAUGCUUUGUCAGCUUUGAAGAACUCUUGAAUAACAAAAUCAUAACAGCAUCCACAUUGUAAUAAUGCUUUUUUGUUGAAAACGAGACACAAAAUGGCUUUUCAUUGUGAUUGAAGUUUUUUUUUUUUUUUUUUUUUUUGAGCCAUUGUUGAUGUUGUAAGUUUUGGUAUAUAUCCGAAUUGUAACAGUAUUACUUGCCCUAAUUGUGCAACCCAUUAGGUUCA